AUGUCUCAUGUUGCUUUGCAAAGUGGAGGUUACGAGAAAAUGCCAUGUCAACUUCGAGAUGUGUACAACAGGGUUGCUGGUGCGAAGCGAGAAGAGAAGAUAGAGACGGACUCAGAAGGGGCUCUGGGAUUUCUUGAUUGUCUCGCAGAGAAGGAUCCUAAUUUCUUCGUUGUCUAUCAGGUUGACGACGAGAAUCGCUUGGCUAACUUAUUCUGGGCAGAUGGAAACUCACGCGUGGACUAUGUAGCUUUUGGGGAUGUACUAGGAUUUGACACAACCUACAUGACGAAUGAGUACAAUAAGCCCCUCACUGUUCUCAUUGGCGUCAACCACCAUUUCAACACAUGCAUCUUCGGAUUUGCUCUCCUCCUCCACGAGAAGCUUCCAUCAUAUUCUUGGCUACUUCAAAAAUUUCUAGAAUGCCAUGGAGAUAAGAAGCCAAGUGUUGUAGUUACUGACCAAGAUGCGGCCAUGAAACAGGCUAUCGUUGAACACAUGCCUGAUGUUACGCACCGUCUCUGCGCUUGGCAUCUCAAUACAAAUGCUUCGAAAAAGGUUAAAGAUCCGAUCUUCUUAAAAACAUUUAAGGAUCUCAUGUACAACUACUACGAGGAGGAAGAAUUUGAAGCAAGAUGGUUAGACGUCAUCCAAACCCAACAACUAACAGAUAAUGAAUGGUGUCAAACAACAUUCGAGUCAAGACAACAAUGGGCAGAAACGUAUUUAAGGGGUUCAUUCGUUGCAGGAAUGAGAACCACACAACGUUGCGAAUCCAUCAACUCCGCUCUAAAAAAAUUUUUAGAGAAGAAUUAUUGCUUGCGUGAAUUUGUAACAACCAUAGAUAUGACAGUCUCAAAGCUCAGACACAACGAGACUGCAAAUGACUUCAAAAGUAGAUGCACUCGACCUCACCCACCUAAUCCUACAUGCUUGACCACUUACUACAACCAAUGUGCUGAAUUCUACACAAGAACUAUGUACCACAAGAGCAAGAAGGAGAGUGGCAGAUAUUCACCAUUGGAAAGUUCCAGCAUCCGGACGUCCAAUACCGAGUUCAUUACUGUGAAGGCCGACGAGCACUACACUGUAGUUGCUUGCUCUAUGAAAGACAGGUGGUACCCUUGUAGACAUUUAUGGGCUACAAUGAAAAGAUUAAACAUGAGAAGAAUACCUAAUUCUCUUCUCAUGAAGCGAUGGAGCAAAUCCGCAAAGAUAAAUCUCCACCUACAUUUUAACCCGCCAGCACAACCACAACAGCACAUUUACGAGAUGGCUAGGUUUGGAUCUCUCAGUUCAGCGACUUAUAACUUCACUUUCUAUGCAGCGAAAUCAGAGGACUCGUACAACCGUGCAAAGGAAGAGCUUGAACGGCUAACUCUAAUGUUCAAGGAAGAAUUUGACUUGAAUUCCAAUCCGGAAGGAGAGACGCCACAACCUGGAAGAUAUCGUAGCAACCCCAACAUUAUUAAAGACCCCGAAGUUGUGAGAACAAAGGGUACGGGAAAUACAAGGGAAGGACCAAACGGGGAGCAGAUCCCAAGAAACUCAAGACAUUGUCGCAUUUGUCGCUCAUCAGACCAUGAUUAUCGACGGUGCCCAAAUCGUCAACAUAACACUGGAUCUCAGGGGCAACAACCUCCAAACAAUCAACCACCAUCUGACUCAUUCAAUGACCACUCCAACGCGUAUUUCCCGGAACCGCCUUCCUCCACACAAGAGUCUUACUAUAGUCAUUCUUAUAACUAG
Messenger RNA from Cannabis sativa, 1746 nucleotides. RefSeq names its product protein FAR-RED IMPAIRED RESPONSE 1-like. NCBI's taxonomy places the organism in Eukaryota, Viridiplantae, Streptophyta, Magnoliopsida, Rosales, Cannabaceae. The coding region runs from base 1 to 1746 and encodes 581 amino acids. The record is from RefSeq and is a predicted model, not a curated record. Gene Ontology annotation, biological process: regulation of DNA-templated transcription. The transcript is spliced from 2 exons.